This is a messenger RNA of Penicillium verhagenii, 744 nucleotides long. RefSeq names its product DASH complex subunit DUO1. Gene Ontology annotation, cellular component: DASH complex; mitotic spindle. Gene Ontology annotation, biological process: mitotic cell cycle. The transcript is spliced from 2 exons. The record is from RefSeq and is a predicted model, not a curated record. Bases 1 to 744 code for a protein of 247 amino acids. Lineage: Eukaryota; Fungi; Ascomycota; Eurotiomycetes; Eurotiales; Aspergillaceae.
AUGGCUCGAAGUACUGCCGAGGAAAUGGACAGGCUUCAACUUUCAGACGAGGAUACCGAAGAUCUCUGGGACUCGCCUUCAAAACGUGGAACUCGCCAUAAGUUCAAACCUCGGUCCUCAGACCCAACACCGCCGCCGGCACCAGCACCGGAACCGCGACAGCCUCGCGAUGACAGUGACACUAUGUUCGACAGACAGGAGGCACGAGAAGCAGCACUACACAACGAAUUACAGACUGUGCGAAAAAUCAACGAAGUGAUAGAGGGCCUUCUGGGCAGUAUCGACCGAGCCAAGGGAAACAUGGAUACCGUAUCGAGAACCGUUACCUCCGCAUCGACCCUCCUCAAUACGUGGACCCGAAUUCUAGCCCAAACCGAACAUAACAAACGUUUGAUUCUCGACCCGAAUUGGCAAGGUGCUACUCAAGAUGUGGCCGACAUGGAGAACGAGGAAACUCAGAAACGGCAAGCGGCGGAGCGGAGAGAACAGGCAUUGCUGCUGCAACGAGAAGCUGCGGCCCGUAAAGCAGAGGAGGAAGCCCAGCGACGGGCACUAUUAAGUACAAGAGGCACGCGAGGCACUAGUCGGGGUACUGUGCGUAGUACCGGCUUGGGGAGAACACCUAGCGUGAGCACCAGUCGACCCGGAGCUGUGCGGGGAUCAUCAACAACUGCGACUCGGCGACCAGUUAGUGGAAUUGCGCGUGGUGGUGGAACAACGCGGGGCAGGGGCACCAAGCCUUGA